This is a messenger RNA of Cinara cedri, 34753 nucleotides long. NCBI's taxonomy places the organism in Eukaryota, Metazoa, Arthropoda, Insecta, Hemiptera, Aphididae. The record is from the annotation of a GenBank genome assembly.
AUGACGACCGGCCCGGCGGCCGCCGUGAUGUCGAUAUUGAUCUGCUGCUGCGCCGUCAUCGGGCCGACGCUGUCCUGCCGCAUAUCGGAAUUCGCGUGCAAGACGGCCGGCGGCGGAUGCGUCCGGCUGGACGAAUACUGCGACGGCAAGUACGACUGUCCCGACCAGUCCGACGAACCGCCUUCCUGCACCGGUACGGAUCACACUCUCUUUCUCACCCGCCCUCUCGGGACACGGUCUUUGUUAGCUUUCAAACACUCGGUCGUCACGCGACACCCGAAUAUUACGUCGCGGCGGCAUUUGCCGUCCGCCGCGACGUUUGCUGUUGUUCGCCACUCGCCAAACAUUUUUUUUUUUUUUUUCAUACUGUUUAUUGUAUUUUUUUUUUCCUCUUGUUAUAUAAAACGGACGGAAUGAUUGAACGAUAGUCCUUAUCGGUAAAUUACUAGUAACCGAAAACAUUAAUCGUAGUUGUCGGUCGUUUGCCGAUUCCGGUCGUCGUUAAGUGCUCUCAGCCAUCAAAUAAUAAUACACAGCAUACUGUGCGGCCAAAACGGUUUGUUCGCCGAACUAGCAGUAACCAAGUCACUCGAAACCGCAUCGUCAAAACACGCCCAAUGACAGAACACCGCGGUUAUAACGUUUCGAAGACGUUCGUCGGAACAUUAGACGUGUUGAUGCGUGAUGCAGUUUCCAGCGACCUGGUUCCUCCAGUGCGGCGAUUCUCAACGCGGAGGGUACGCGGGCCCCUGUAGGGUGUUGCGAAAAAAAAUAACGUUACGGCGGGAAUAGUGAAAUUUGUUGUAUCUGAUCGAAACGGCUCGUUAUUCGUGAAAUAUUCAGAGGUCAAGGGUUACGCGAACGGGGAAAUGGUUGGGAAACGCUCCACUAGUGGAACAAACCAUUUUGACGGUGGUGGUUGCCUGUACUGCGUGCAAUCGUUUGAUAGCCAAACGCACUUUUCGACAACCAGUUUGCCGGGAUCGUCAAACAAUUAAAACCAUCUUCGGUUACUGCAGCUGGUAAACGGGUAAACAAACCGUGUUGGCGGUUUUGGCGGAACAGCAACAACGGCAAACAAUACAGCGAACUGUUUACCGAAAACCGCGUCUCCAUAACACGCCUGUUAUUAAUUUGAAACGAGACUUGCAAACAGAUCGCUGCAUUUAUUUAAAAAAAAAAAAACACAUAUAAAACACGACCGUUUGUAGCUUAUUAAUCGAAUAUUUUUGAGAACCGUAAGGACUGCGACGAUACUCUCUUCAAAACGCCGUCGUUUAUACAUUUUAAGAUCUAUAUUUUUUUUCGAAUACCAAUUUUAAAGGCUUUUUCGUUCGUUUUACACGGACGCGUUCGCCAUAUCGGCCGUUAGACGGGCGGCGACUGUAAAUGCCACUGUGACCGUCUGCACCGCCUGAGCACAGUGCUCACGUUGAAUAAUUCGUACUCGGACGGUAACCGAACGUUAACGCGGCACGUGAUCGUGAACCGGGUCAAAUCUCCACCCGUACAUUUGAUUAGGGAAACGACAAUAUUUAACACGACCUCAAAUAUCCCGCAAAUCGGCGGGCUCGUGUGGGAACUCAAUCGAAAGUAAACUCCGGUUCGAUAGGCACGAUCGGACAGGAGAACAAUUAUUUCGUUUCUCCCGUGGAUUUCCGCUCUCUCGCUAUCGCGGGAGGCGAACCCAACGUCCGGUCUGUGACGCUCAAACUGUUCACACGUACGUAUAGGAUCGCGAUGUUUCGUUCACGGUGUUCGUCCCGAAUAUGAUCGGACGAGCACACUUUGCUAUACGGAAAAUAGCAAUAUAACACCCGUGGGCGGGGGGGCUGUGCUGGAAAACGAGAACGGUGAAAGCGAAUGAGAUGAGACGAACUAUUUUUUUUUUUUUUUUUUUUAUAUGAUUGUAUAUGUGAAAAAUGUAUGAGACGACUGAGACGAGUUUGACGAGAAAUCCGGGUGUUCUGGGAAAAUGAAUCGUACGAUAUUUUACUAAAACUAUGUAGGUAUUGAAAUUCCCGAAAAUUCCCGCAUUUUUUUUUUCUUUUUAUAAUAUACCGUUCGGCGUAUAAAAUGGCGCCUAAUGUAGUUUGUCGUCGUUGAAAAACAGAUAUUCGUAAUUUUAUCUGCCGGGACGUUUGUAUUGGACUGCUGAAACGGAAAAUAUUUCACGAACGGAUCGGAAGGGAACGAUUAGAUUUGAAUGUGAAACCGAUAACAAUUUGCAUCCGAAUCACCCGGGAGAUACAGAAUCCAUCCGAACGAAUGUGACGAAACUCCGCGGGUUCGCGUUACGUCUUACCAGUGGCGGUUAUAACUGACUUUUAAAGGGGGGGGGCGAAAAUGACAAACAAAAAAUCAUAGGGCAAGGUUCACAAUGGCAUUGAUAAAUCGAUUCACAAUCAAUAAUAAUCAUUAUUGUGAUUAACAUUAAUUCAGUUAUUUAUUAUAAAAAAAAAAGUCCAAUGGGGCGAUCCACCUAUCGUCCUCCCUUAUAACCGCCACUGCGUCUUAGCUAUACGCGGUUCGGUACGCUGCAGGACUGUAUCGUAUGUCGUUUCGAAGAGGGUUUUUUGCGAAAUCGGAAAUCGGUCGGGGCAUUCCGGGGCCAAAUACAUAAAAAAAAAUAAUAAUAAUAAUAAUAAUAAUAAAAAAAAACGGCGAACGGCUUUAAUCCUGCCGGCCGUCGUCCUACACGUACACCGCCGCCGUAUAAUACCUAUACGGUGAAAUAACGCGGGAAAUAAAAUACCACGUCGUAAAACCCCAACCGGUAUAAAAAAAAAUUAUACGUUCGAAUAAAUCGUCGUUAAAACCAAAAUACGCGUUUUAUACGACCGCUUGCGUCCUGUAAACGAGGUGCCCACGAGCCUCCGCAACUAUCCUCAUACGUAACACUGUACCAAUGGUUUUCAACCUGGACGGAGGGGGGGGGGGUAGCGGGCGACAGUUAGGACCAUAAGGGACGGCCGAAAACCAUAAGUAUCACAUAUAUACUGUAUGCGUAUAGUAUUAUUCGAGUUUUAUUAAGAAGACGUUAUACCCGCGCCGUGCUGCCUCUGUUCAACUAACCGUUGGGCCGUAAAGCAGAACCUAAUUUAGAAUAAAACCAUCACUAUUGUUUUUUUUUUUUUUUUUAUUAUUAUUAAAGAGAUUUUGACAGGGACAUUAUAAUAAAGAACGUUGAUGAGGGAAAAUUUGGUACCGAGAGAGGAAAAAAAAGACUUCAACUGAAUUCUUUUGAGUGAGAGAGAGAGAGAGAGAGAGAGAUGGACAAUUUAGGAACAGAUGUUGGAAGUCGCAGUAAUCCGCACCACAGUUCAGUAGGGGGCAAUAGGGGCUAUUGUUGAGUAAAAACGAAUAACGAUUCUGAGCAGAAUUAAAUUGAUCGUGUUGCUUUGUCAACAAUAUAUAUAUAUAUGUCAUAUUACGGUAAAAUAAUUACAAUGUGCGUUUCCAUGACAACAAUAAUUGUUUAAAAAAGAUGAAAACAAUAAAAACUUAAUAAUGAGAAAAAAUAAAUAAAAACGGCUGCCAAUGACAAUAACCUUAUUUUAGAAUUUUUUUUCCUGUGCACAACUUUUGCUCCAACUUUUAAUUAUAGCAAUAUUUUUAAAAGGAAAUUUCGCUAGAGAGGUGCUUUAAAAAGGUUAAUUUUCCAUUUACCUAAGAUUUUUCACAGCAAAUGUGAAAAACAGGGAUAAAAUAUGGGAAAACCAGAAAAAACAGGAAAACCGGGAAAAUCAGUACAACAUUAAACAAAUGUUAUUAAAGAAAAUAUAUAAAACCUAUUUAAUUAUUUCUCUAUAAAACGACAUAUAUAUUGUUGACAAAGCUUCAUUAUCAACUGAACUCCGCUCAGAAUCGUUUUUUCGUGACCUAUGGCUUAUCGUUGCUUACAGAUAUACAUUGAAUUCCCGUCUGUAUCCUACCUUUCAAACUUCCAACAGUGGCUGCACCCAAGUGCUAAGUAUGUCUGUCUUUUUGUUGAUUUUUGGAUUAUCUUAACUACUCACACGGAGCCAAAAACACGCGACGUAGAUAUCACGGAUUUCCGAGAUCCACUCGAAAUCUCAUUUUAAUUAUAAUGAUUUGUUUCUAUAAAAUAAACUAAAUUAGCUUCCAUAUAAUAUAUCCUAUAUUAUGUACCAUCGAAAUUUCCCACAUAUAACUGUAGCCUACCCAUAGUACCCGUCCCUAUUAUCCUAAGACAUCUUUUUUAACCUAAAGAACCAGGUUUUCCUCAUUAUCGCAAGAAUUUCCAAAAAUGACUUCUCUAAAAUACCAUCCAUAAAACAUUUCCUUUCAGAAAAGAUGCUAUACUUGAUAAUCGGAGUAAGCUUUUUGGUAGAAAAAGUGUUUAUAUAAAAUAAAAAUAUAAAAAAAAUAAUAAUAAACAUCUUUGUAAAACCAAUACAUUUUCCGCUUAGCUCGAAAUCUAAAAGAAUCGCGUCGUCUUAACAUUCGGAAUAUUGCCCUCUUUUAUUUUUAUUACAGGUGCUUUUAUUCUAAAACCAAAAUCAAGCAAGUUCUACGCAGUCUGCGUAAAGUAUAUUUUGCUAUAUUGCCCGUUAGUUGGACUAAGACAGCGAGUCAUGCGGAUAUUGAACGGUUAUACUUGAUCGUUUUUUAAACGGGUCAUCUUACACGGGAAAAAAAAUUAGGGGGCCGCAGCCGUGGAUCCAGAGGAGCCUUAGCUCCCUUUCUCUUGGGCUGUAAUUAUAGUAUAUUUAAAAAUAAUAAAUUAUAUAUUUGGAGUUUUAAACUAUUAUAUAUAUAUAUAUAUAUAUUGUUCAAAAAAUUAAAAUUAUAUUUUAUAACGAUUCAGUGAUAAUCAUUCCUAUUAUUUGUGUGGUUUUAUAGAGCCACCUCCUCCCCCCCAUUUGUGAUUACUGGAUCCGCGCCUGGGUGGUCGCGAUUCGUCAAAAUUCAAAAACCAUCGGUGUAGAUACGACCGCGAUACAGAUCGUAACAGCACAAAGAUCUGACGCCUGAAAUAACUUUUGUCCCGUUCAGUAUUUAUACAGGUUUUUUUCUCUCGAGAUAAUUACCGGCGCUCAUGAUUUCAAUGCUUAAAAUAAAAAACCUAAGCUUUAAAAAAUAUAUACAUGGCUUUACAAAAUCCGAGACGAGAUAAUCUUGACGAUAAAAUACACAAUUGAAUACGCUCGAUUGACUUUUUUUAUUCCAACAUGCCGUGUUUAAUCAUUGCUAUCGAACGAUUGAUACGUGCGAUACGCGGUAUACUUUUUCAUUAAAAUUUUCAUUAGAUUACAACAUUUGUUUUUAUAAGGUUAUACUGGCUGUAACACCAAGACUCGACACCUGAAACAACUGGUUAUGGUUCCGCUCAGUAUUUUAAACAAAAUUGUUUUUCUUGUAACGAUAACUAGAGCCUUGUGCUAAGAUCCCGCCAUUUUAUAAUGUUUUUCACAAUUAAUAUUCAAAAAUUGAAUAUACAAAAUAUAACAUAGCCGUUUUAUAAUUAUUUAUUUCCAAACGAAACGUUGGUUGUUACAAUUAUUUACUAAUGAUAAAUCGUUAACUUUUUACAAAUUCGCUACAGUAUUAAUUACUUUUAUUGCCACUACUGUAGAAUAAUAUCAAUCGAUUCGCUAAAUUGUCCAUAAAACACAAUUUUGUUAAUGAUUUUUGUAAACUUCAAAAGAAACUUAACGAUUCAUAUUCAUCAUUAGUAAAUAUUUAUACGGUGACUUUUGGAUUUUGUAAAAACAAUUUUUUAUAUUUAGUUUAAAAAUAGACGGAUAUACUUCGCACGAUGGGUGGGCCACUAUUGUAGGUGAGAAGUUGGGAAGGUAAGAUGGAGAGGAGGAUUUAAGUUAUAUUUGUACGCAACGAUUCAUUUCAAAUGUACAUUAAAUUCCCGUUUGUAUCCUACCUUUCCAACUUCCCACCUACAAAAGUGGCUACAUCCAUGUGCGAAGUAUGUACUUUCUUUUUUUUUUAUUAUUAUUUUUUUUUUUUAUUGAUUCUCUUAUUAUUUAAUAUAACAAGAGCGAUAUUUUCUAAAUUCCUCGGGAUGACAAAAUUCUUAGUCGGUACGCCCUUGGAAUUUUCAGUCAUUAUAUUGUAAUAGGUCGUUUGAUCGUGAACUUAUUUACAAUAAAUUUCAAAUUUGUAUCACCAUUCCUGCUGGGUACCGUAAACACAUUAUAGAUACCUACUGUCUCAAUAUAACAACUCACGUUUUUAUGGACUCGUUCAAAAAAAUAAUAUGUGUCCAUAAAAUGAUUUUGAUGCGCAUAAAUAAUAUCGAAUAAAUUACGGUACGGUAUAUACAGAGAGAAGAUCUGUAUACACAAAUUUCAUUGCGACGUUAUAUAUUUUAGAAUAACAUACCCUCAUCGAAUUCGGGAUAGUAAAACAAUUAUGAUAAUGCGAUCGUCAAAUGAUUAAAUUAGUGUCCGAAACGAUUCAAAAUUAAAUUUAUUCGAAAUCGUCGUAGAUAUUAUAUUGUUAUAAUAUAAUCAUUAUAGUUGAUGAAAGAAUCCCUCAGUAAAAUAAUGAUACAAUUAAAAACGUGUUACAUAUACGCGAUCAAAUACGCGGGGUGGCUUGUAUCUAUACAAAAAAAAGAAACUCUGGACUUACAAAACACAGUCCGAACCAUCUCUGGUCUAGAAAUUUGAAAUUUUGCACUGAGGUUCCGUAGGAUGCGGUGUAGGCGACCGCUAAGAAAGGAUUUUUCAAAACUCGACCCUUAAAUAAUGGCUGACACAAGAUCUUUGAUAUUUUUGGAACGAAAAUUGAAUAUAUCUACUUUCUAUUUCUUUGUUUUCUUUUUUUAGAUCCUGAGUGACGUGAAGAAUAUUGGUUUUACUAAGUGUAUAAUUUUUUUCUGUCUGUAAACAAAUUGUCUACUAAAAAUCUUGCUCCAAUCAAAAUAUGACAAAUGACCUUUUUUGUUUUAUUUUGGCUCUAGUUGAAACGUUGAAAAGAUCAGUUUUUUGAAAUUCUUAUUCAUAUUCGAAAUAAUGAGGAUAAAUACUGAUUAUUUUGGUUAGAAAAGAUUUAUAGAUUAAAACCAAUGCAACCGUUCUUAUUUAUUUAUUAGCAUUAAGUUUCUAUUGUUCUAAUCUAUAUUAUUAAACAAUCGUUUUCGUCGUGAAAACACACAUUGUUCUUUUCUAUUAUUCCUUUUAUUUUAGAUUUUUUUUUUUUCUUCACUCAAAAUCGUUCUUCGUUAGCGAUGUUUUAUCGUAAAUUUUAAGGUAUCUCUCGUCUUUCCAAUUGCCCACCUACAACAGUAGCCGCACCCGUCCCCAGCUAUGUUUUUGAUUUACAUUGGCGACGCAAGCGUGGACAAAACAAUCGUUCUUUUUAUCAGUUUGAUUCGGUGUCGCGGGCAAGGAAAUACAUUUUGAAAACGGAAAUUCCCGUUGACCGCGGCGGGAAAGCGCGUUAUUAUUUGAAAAAAAUAAAAAAUCGUUUCCGUUUAACACCGACGUGGACAAUUAAAACCGCCGAGUAUUUAGGCUUAUACUUCAUUAUUAUUUUUAUUGAUAUUAUUAUAAUAAUGAUAAUAUAGUUUGUUUGCCAAUAUAACAUUAUACUGCCAGUUGACAAAAGAAAUAUACAUAAACAAUAUGGUACAAAACAAUCAUAAUUAACAACAUAUAUUAUAUACUGACUCACUUCUAAAAAGCUAAAAGCUUGUGAUGAGAAGUGAUAAUUACUCAUUAUAUUAUAAACCUAUACAAAAUUGAUUGUUACGUUCACGGUGGCCGCAAACAGACAUUAAUUAAAUAACCGGAAAAAAAAUAAAUAAAACAUUUACGAAGCAUAACUAGGUGUAACAUUUUUAAACUGAUUAUGUAUAAUGUGUCACUUUAAAGAGUUAAUAUUAUUAAAAUUAAAAAGAUUUUGAUUUAGUUUACCGCACAACAAUGUGAACAUAUUUUGUAAAUAGGACUCUAAGAGGUUACAGUCUUAAAAAUUGAAUAGAAUUAAGAUUAGAUUGACAUUUCGUUCGGGUAUUAUAAUUACACGCUCAAUAGACUUCAAACAAUGUUUAUAUUUAUGCACGAGCAAAAGCAAAAGAUUUAUAACAUAAAGCAAAUACAGGCACUGGGACUGGACAUCAAAGUCAAUGCACAACUUGUAUGUUUGACAUAAAAAAUGUCAUUAUUAUUAUUAAUAUCGUUGUUAUUAUACGCGACACGCGGCUCGGAUAUGAGAAAAAAAAAAUUAAUAAAUCCCGUCCGCCCGAGCAUUUUACUCGCUGGCGCUGGUAAUUCGCGGACGAUAGUUAUCAUCGGUAAUAGAACGGUAAUUGGACGAUAACAGGACGCGACGACGACGACGACGAUCGAAAUUGUUUACGUUUUCCCAAUUAAAACCCCGUUUUCGACUCCGAAACGGCGCGGAUCGCGUGCAAACGGCCCCGUUUAUGGAUUUUAUAUCUGGAUUUCACGACCACUUAACGGACGGUGUACGCGGCCGUAACAAACGGUCGUUGGAAACACCUAUAAAUGCCCGACAUUAUACGCGCGGAAAUCGGCGAGCCGCGGCAAUUCGCGCGCGAUGGAAAUCGGUAAAAGAGCGUCGAUAACGAAUAACAAUUUACAAAAGGUUGACGUAAUAAAAUAUGUUUUAUUUAAUACCGGGACGUUCGCCGUCUCUUAUUUCUUCUUGUUCCCGGCGGGCAAUACAGCGAGAAAAUAAAAUAUUAUACAUCGUCCGUUAAAAAGACAGAGACGGUAAAUUCAACCGUGACGGCCGUGUAUACGGUCAAGUCGACACCGGCAAAGUCUUGGCGAAUUCUGGGUGAAAUUUUUAAAUUUUCCGAAAAUUCGCCGAUAGCCGCCAACUUAGCGUCCAUAAUAUGACGGACCCCUGAUAUUUAAAUUUUCCAUCCAUUUAUAUCUGUUGGAUUUCAUAACGUUCUAUAAAAUCUUUUCGAUUUAAUUUAUAUUGUGUGGAAAUUGUGACUUUUUUUGUUACCUCGGCAGUUCUACUAAAGAAAUCUCGAAAACGGAGUUAUAGCCAUUUUAAUUUCUAGAAAAUUUGCGUGAAAAUAAUUAAUUUUCAAUAGAAUAGCACAUUCCGCGAUAAAGAAUCACAGUCAGCGCGGUAAUUCCUUACUUUCGAUUAAAUACUAAUUGCUUUCGCUCCUUUUUUCUAUACAUUAAAGUCACUAUAUUUUUGAUUUUCUUGAUUUUUCAGUUACAAUUUUUUAAUAUAAACCAUUGGAAAUGUGAAAUUUCUCUGUCAGCUAAUAGGUUCUGCCAUCGCAACAAAAUAAAAAAAAUCCUCUUUUGUCCCUAAAAAGCUCUUCUUUUGAAUUCGUGACAAAAUAUAAAAACAUAGAGCACAUCAAAACGAAAAAAAUUGUAGAGAAUUUACAAUAAUACAGAUGUGUACUGGAUAAAUCACAGAAGCAAAUGAUAUGUCUAUCCUACUGCUUUUCGAUGCUCUGUUGAGCGUUGGUACACAGUACAAACGGUCUCGGAAAUUUUUUAUCGCACCACGUAAAUUGAUAAGGACACUUUCCUAGAUUAUUGGACGAACGCUCCAAUGUCCCACCCCCACCCCCCUUAUCUACACCCAUGGCUCGAGCGAAAACGUAUUCACUAAUUAAUCACCUUCUAUAUAAUAUACAAAUUUUUGGCUCACAAGUGUGUAUGUGUGUGUGUGUGUAUGUUAUAAAUGUAAAUACAACACAUGUAUAUUAUUGAAAAACCCGGAGCCUUACAAACACAAGAGAUUUUCGAAAACUUAUACGAUCCGGAAAACACCGUGAACUGCAGAAAAAGGUACUACGGGUUUUUUUUUUUUUUUUUUUUUUUGUUUUUGAUAAAAGUGCUCUCGAGAUUACUGCAGAGAUACCUACGCGUAUAUAGAAACCGUGUGUGCUGCAGUGCGAACUACAUCGCUCAUCAAUCUUAUUUGCGGGACUCCGCUUUUUUUUUUUCUCGACUGUCUGCUGUAAUACACAUCUCCCGUUUAUACCGUCUAAUUGGUCGUCGACUCGUUCACUAUAAUAUAUAUAGACAACCCUGCAUGAAUAUAGACUUAAAAACACACGUACGCGUUUAAUCACCGAAUCCUCGUGCCUCUUAAUUCUCCGAUAUUCGAACGCCGUCACGUCGGUUACAAACGCAUUUAAAACCUACCCAUCAAAUUAUAUAGUGAUCGAAUUUAGCGGAGUAUCUUUGAUUUUAUUUUUUUUUUUUUUUCCCAUAACGAUAGUAAUAUUCUUUCGUUAAGUUUAACUCCGCCGAAAGCCCAAAAAAUGAAAACGCCAUAUAGUUUUUUUUACUAUUUAUAAUGUUAAACUUUCCACAGAUUCUUAUACGCUAUAUCAUAAUAAAUUUUUAUAUCUUUCUAGUUUUAUAUUGUGUAUUGUAUUUUGUGGUAGAUUUUUUUUAGUGUCUUGCCCGACCUUACUUAAAAUUGUAUUAUUAUGCAUUUUUAAUUUUUAAAUUUACUUUAUAUUCAGGGUGGUAGAAUAUGUACGUAUGCUAUGUAUUCGAAAUUAAAUUUAGAAAAUUAUUAAAAUUACUUUUUGAUGAUACGGCUUCUAAACUGAAAACCGUCUAACCUUCCCCACGAAUUUGAGUACUGUUAAUAUGAAUAAUAAUAAUCAAUGGCGUAUAAAUAUAUACGGGGUGAAUUUUUAAGCUUUCUCAUCUCACUCUUAUGAUUGAACUAUGCAUUUAGUCAAAUUCUGGUUUUUGGAAUUUUCAAGUGUAGUCAAAAACGAUAUUUUCGAAAACUUAGAUUUUUCACGACAUUUAUGGAGUAUCCUGUUUUAAUGCCAAGUUCGAAUCGAACAAUUUUACUGAAAAUGUGUACGAGUAUUGCUGUACGAAAAUGUCGUCUUUGACUUACGCUUAAAAUGUCUAAAUGACAAAAAUUUGAACACCUACCCGUACAAGUCAGCCGUAAUUCGACAAUAAAAUUAUGAUCAAAUCAUUGCCCUAUGAAUGGGUGGGAUCGCAAUACGUACGCCGUCGUGCAUGUAAGUGUUCAAAAUUGCAAGGAAAUUUCCGAAAUUGUAAUAUACAUGUAAAUUGUGCGACCGUAACCUCAAUUGUCGGAGGGGAGAGCGAUUGUAACAACCCCCCCCAGCUCCCCGCUCCGGGCGCGACGCCGUCCGUGUAAAAUAAACAUUCGGCUGCCUAAGCCCACCUCUAUAAUUAUUGAAUAUUUACAAAGCGCGCGCGUAUUAUACGCAAUAAAAAAAAAAAUAUAUUAUUAUUAUUAUAUUUCAGCGUGCAAUAGGACUUAUUACGGCGAAGUGGGAAAUUCGUACAGGCUGACUGUGAAGAAACAACAAAAAGAAAGACCGUUCCUGUGCCACUUGAGUUUCACCGCUAGCGGACAAGAACACGGUGACUUUGUCCAAGUAAGUACAUACUGUAUGAAUAGGUAUUCAUGUACGUAUAAAUUAUUUGUAAAAUAAAAAAACACGAGUUCGUUAAACUUGUUUGAGUAUACAUUUUUGUGACGGUAUUAUGCCUAAAGAAAGUAUAUUAUAACGAAUUUCGUGGUUUUUUUUUUUUUUUCGAAGGGCUCGACAUAACACGCACAGCAGCGUCGCGAAACAGACGAUACGUAUACGUACAUUAAUUGCUCGCGAAUAAUAUUAAAAUUAUGUAGCCUUUUAUUCGAUUCUGAUAAAAAAAAAAAAAUGUCUAUACAGGAUACGUUUUUUUUUUUUUCUUUUAAUGUGCGCCAAGCUUUUGAUAAUAUUAUGCGGGAACGAAUUCUUAACCAGACAAAAGUUCGUAAUAUCAUCUUGUCCCUAGUAUAUUUUUUUUAUUUUUCUGUCAAACUUUCCCCGAAAACAGAGACUAUUGCACGCUGUAUUGUUGCGUCUUUUUAUAUUUUUCCCGUUACUUUUGGACGCUUUUUGCGGUUCCUUCCGGCCCAAACGAUAAGCACAGACUCGAAAAUUAGAAAUUUUUCACUACAGACUGAUUUUGAACUGAUAAAAGUUGCGGAAAGAUGGUGUUCGAAACUUAAACAAACCCCUAUAGAGCCUACAAAUGAAGCCAAGGAUUACAAGGUGGCAUUUUGUAUAUUACGCAUGGCGUUAUCAAAUAAGUAUGUGUCUUUUGGACAUUUCAAAUUUCAGCCAACAAUCCGACCAAUUUUAUGAUCAAAUUUCAUCUUUUUUUUUUUUAUUUUGGAAUUUGUACAAUUAUUGUAGUAGGAAUAGUAUUGUAUUAUACUAUAGUAUUCGUUUUUUAUUUAAUGACUUGUUGCAAACAACGACAGCAAACAAUUUCUUCUAUAGUGUAAAAUGUGUGCAAAGAAAUUCAACUCUAUAAUAUAAUAGUCACGAAAUUCCGCUGCUCCCGAAUAUUUUUAUACAGUUUUACAGUAACUUUUUACAAUAAUUUCAGUCAAAUAACGAACAUUUGCGCGAAUUUCUUUUCGGUUUUUUUUUUUUAACCUUCGCUUUUGUUAAAAAUGAAUAAAUUUGUAUUGCCGGAAUUAAUACGCGUGCAAAAUAAUCAGAGUUUAUUCAAAAAUAAAUAAAAAAAAAAUAUUUUAAACGUUUUCGUUGUGUUUUUUAAUUUUUAUAGUAUACAUUUUUCAUGAACUAUUAUUAUAAUUCUUCCAUUCUACACUGAUUUCUCUCCCCCGAGUUUACACACCACAGCCUGGGCGAAGAAAGGGGGGAGGGAAAAGGACGAGGUUCAGGGGUUCAUCGUCACGGCCGCUCUCCUCCCAGCCGAUCCGUGAAACACGUUUUCCGGUAUAGACGGAGAAAUGACGGCGAUAAAAAAAAAAAAUAAUAAUAAUAAUAAUAAUAAUAAAAGCCAAUAUUAUUUUUAAUUUAAUAAUAAAAAAUGUGUUCCGCCGGAGUACGUAUUAUUGAAUAUCGUAACGUCCGAAAAACAAAAUCGACACAGUAGGUUUACUAUUUGUUUUGAAUUACAGUUCCAGUCGAUUUUAUUAGCCACGGCAGCCCCCCCCCCAAAAAAAAAGAAAAAAUAAAUAAACCCAUCGCCCCUUCCAGUUUGUAACAGUUACAUUUACGAUCUUCUAUGCUACAAUAUAUUAUGGAGUCGACGAUAGUGAUAAAUAAAUUACGACGGGCUUUAAUAAAAUAAAUUAUAUUCUACAACGCAGGCCGAUACUUAAACUUUAAACCGAGUAAAUUUUAUUAAAAUAAUAUGCGGCGUAAACGAAGUAAAAUAAUAAACUCAAUUAAAAUUUUUAUUUUUUUUUUUUAACUACGAUAAUUCGAUCAAACGUCGGCCAACUAUACCUGCAGUGUGAACGGCGAAGUUCAACGUAUAAAUUAUACAGGUCGGUAUACUUAUACAUGAGUUCCAUAGGUACAAGGACUGUAACUUUUUGAGUUUAAUGCGUUUACGUAGUUUUUUUUUUUACAUAGCGUCGUUUGAGAAAACGGAUUCGAUCAACAUUUGUUUUGUGAUGUUGUGUGUAUAACUGGAUUACAAAAUCGUGUGUUACAUAGUAAUUUUGAAUGUUUAAUGCCAGUAGGUUCAUUAUGAUUCGCGUUUUCACAAUUUCUGCGCAUCAAUAAUUUUUUUUUUUUUUUCUUAAUAAUUAUAAUAUGUUUUUUCAGACAAUCUCAUCUACAUAAUUGACAUCGAAUGUUUUCUAUUUGAAAUAUAACUUUUAUAGUUUCGAAGAAACUUUUCUGUUUUUAAUCAGAUAUUUAAAUAGUUCAUAUUCAAAUAGGUACGCUGAACAUUGCUCAAUUCAAAUAUUAUAAUAUUGUAUCGAGCAUUUGUGCCUAUAGUAUUUUAGACUUCGAUAAAUAAUUUAAAAUGUUUAAAACAUUUAUUACAAUUAUUAAUAUUAAAGAUCAUAAAAUUCAAAAAUUCUUAAUAAAUACGUAUAGGUGUAUUAAAAAAAAAUUAUUAAAACAAAACUUAAAAUUGUGCUUUUUUCACAUAUUUUCGCAUAAAAGUUGACGAAUGUCUUUUUUUAGAUUCUGAGCGAAGUGUGAUGGGUUUUUUUUUCUGUGAACAACUUUUUUACCAAAAAUCUUGUCCUGAUUUUCAAGUGUAACACUUUUUCUAGAAGAAAAUGUUUUCUGGGUAAUACUUAAAGGGGUAAUACUUAAACCUGAGGGGUUUUUAUAAUAAUUGGGAAAACCCGUAGGAAAAAAGGGAAAAUGUACGAAAUUUUAUUUUCAAUUUUGUUUUUUAUUGUUUUGAUUCAGUUAAAAAUAUUCAUAGACUUUAAAUUUGCACAGACAUUUAAUAUUUGCAUUUUAUAGACGUGGUAAAAUUUUCAAAACAUUUUUGCCAUUUUCGAGCUAUUAAUAGACAUUUUAAUUUUGCGAGAUUUUUUCGUAAUUUUUAUUCGGUUGGUAUACUCUGUGGAUAAAACUGUUAGACAGCAGAAAUGCUUGAAAAUUUAAUUGGAGUAUGUAAUAGGAAGACAGGAGGACUAAUAAUAAAAAUUACACUUUGGAGUAGAAAAAAUUUUUUGUGUAGAAUGUGGAAUUUUUUUUUAUAAAAAUGUUCAUAUCAAAUUUCUACGAAAAUCGUAAAUAUUACGACCUCUCAAAACAUGUAUAACCGAACUCCACUAGGAAUCGCUUUUCGUUAGCAACGAUUAAUCGUCGCGUACAAAUAUGUAUUAUAUUAAAUUCCCCUGUGUAUCCUAUACGACCUUCCCAACUUUUCACCUUCAACAGUCGCCCGCCCAUCGUGCGGAGUAUGUCCGUUUUUUUUUUUUUUUUUUUUUUUUUAUUAUAUAUAAUUUUAUAGUCGAUAAUAAAAUACGUAUAUUAUUUACAAAUAUCGAACGGGAUGAGAGUUUCCCGCGGCCCCCCGUCAUGAAUAUUGUUCUGUUCCGGAUCUGUAAUUUUUCUCGCUAAUGAUGUACCCAUAGAUCAUUUUUUACGACAAAAGUACACGCUACAAUAUAUUAUCGUACGAGUAGUAUAUCAUAUAAUCGCCCGUGUCGUUUAGCGACAUUAACAGCGGUAUACGUAUACAUUCGUAAGAAAGAAACAAAGAAAAAAAAAUAAUAAUAUAAGUAAGUACAGUCCAAAUUUGUCGGGCGUCCAAAAGUUUUCGCCGGGUUUUUAUUAUACUUACUUUGGUUUAUAGGUAUACGCAGGUAUUAUGCAUAGGCGGGGGCGCCCGCCGCGUAAUAAAUUAUUCAUGAGAAUUCUUUUAGCGGCGUAACUUUUAUUGUCCGGGGGGAAUAACGCAGACAAUAAUGGUUAUCUAAAGGGGAGGGGGGAGGGGGGGUUGGGGCGCUCCGGGUACCUCUGCAUACAUGUAUGAUGUAUAUAAGUGUAUACGGUAUACACGGGGUAAUUCUUCUCCCGCAACGAUGUUCAUCCGUUUGUCAUUGUGUAUAUUUGUAUACAGUAUAAUAUAUCGCGUAUAAAUAUAUACGCACACAAACGGGUCGGAAAUAUUAUUGUAAAACGCAUGUGCGCUCGCGAAAUCGCGUCCCAAAACUAUUAAAACGCGUCGUCUUUUGUUGGAACGCAUACGGCCAGUUUUGCGAAAACGUUUCUCGCGAAAGCUCGCAUACAUUACGUACACAAUAUACACACACGUACAGUACCGCGCACACACACAUAUACAUAUAUAUAUAUAUACAAUAUGAUAAAAAAAACGUGGCUAAUAUCGCGAUAACAGGCCGCGUAAUUAAUGAUAAGAGCCGCCGAAUAAAAAACGAGAAGAAAAAAAAAGUACGCGGAACAUUCCGCCGGGGCUGUCGGGGCUUCAUAACACGGGGGAGGAAAAACUCUCACGCCUCGCGGGACAGUUGGCGUAAUAUUGUGUUACGCGUACUAUUCCGACGGUUUUUCAUUUUUUAUGCUACCCGUUUCAAAGAGCAACACGGCCGACCGUUUGUAGGUCACGUUUAACUCGGAUUUUCGGAAAUCCGAAUUCCGGAACGCUAUACGUACCGUAUUAGGCGUAUGAAAAAUCCCGGUUUUUAUUAGUUUUUAACGUUUUUUUUUUUUUGUUAUAUUUUGCUGACGACGAUAUCCGGAUCAAUCGAAAUUCGGAGUCGGAUACGACUUGCGAAAAAGGUUUUUUUCAAAUUAAAAAAAAAGCGUGAGAGUUUUUCCUUUUUCCUGCAAAGUCAUUCUCGUCCGUACUACUACGCCCUAAGUGGAUGUCGGACAGUAAAUCAGUGGAAAAUAACAUUUUGAUACAUUAAAAUGUUGAAAUUAAUUUUCAAAUUUUACAAAUUUAGUGACAAUUGGGAAAACCGACUCUGGCUCCGGUUUCCCGCAUUAUAAAUGUGUGUGCCAAGUUUUAUAACGUGAAUACUAUUUUCAAUUGCAGAAAUAACAGUGUAAUUCGGAAUUUCAACACGAAUGAUGUAUUUUAAUUGUUUUAUCUCGAUUUUAAAUAAUAUUAUAAUAAGAUAGGGUACACUAUAGAAAGCCACCGCCCAAGAGUGGUAUCAAAGAACCAUAUAACACCGCGAUAACCUGCAGGUCUACCAAUCACCGCGCAGUAUGCCGUUAACCACUCGAUACAUACAAAAAUCGUAUCAUGAAAAACAUUGGACGAACGCGUUGUAUUUACGUUUAAAACAACGCAACGUGAUAUUGCAGUAAUUUUCACAAUUUCUCCGCAUUCGAUCAUUAAAAAUAUAUAAAAUACGUUCCAAUGGUAUGUAUAGGUAUACCUACUGCAAAAUACCAUUCAAAUAAUACGAUGGUACGGGUAUACAGACAGAAUUUCAUCUCCCCGAAAAGUGUUUGAAACUCGACCAUUUCAUAAUAAAUCGUUUACAGUAAAUUUACGGAAUGUUUCGUGUUUUUUUUUUUUUCGUUGUUAUCUGUAUACAUAUACUCGUAUAGUUCAGUUUUAUUUUCUCGAAAACUACGGGGAAAUUUUCAAUUCCGACAUCUCCGCGCUGCAAAGUGUUGGAUUUCAAUUAAUAUAAUGGAUAUAUGAAACUUUUAGACUCGCAGCAGUAGCUAUAGUAGGAUAAUUGCCACCAAAAAGUGUUUUUCAAAAUAAAAUGAAAUACAUUAUCAACUUUAACGGACAUGCACUAUUACCUGCACUUAAUUCAUAUUGACCUAAAACACGAAAUUUAAUUUGCUUUUCACGAGUGGGUAAUUGAGUUAAUUUAAUUGCAGAAUUUUUACAAACCUAUAGUUUCGCAAUAUUUAUGUAACUCUACUAUAGAAUGUAUUUAGUGAUACUAUAUAGUGUUUUAAUUUCUGAUCUAAAGAUCAACUAUACUUAAAAAAUACACUAAAUUUCCGUGAGUUUUAAUAUUACAUUUCGAUAACGGAAAGUAACGGUUUUUUUUUUUUAUAUUAGUUUACCGAAUAAAAUUCUAAAAAAAAAAACGUUUGAAAAUAUUUAAAACGAGAAUUUAUAGUUGAAUUAUUUAGAGAUAAAACGAAUUUGUACAUACGAUAUUAAUAUCUCUAAUAAUCACGCAUGAUGUAUACCCGUUUUUUAUUGCGAAUUUUGUUUUACCCGUCUAAGUUUUUUUUUUUUUUUAAAUUAAUUUUUUGUUAGUGCUCGAUAAAUCGUGUGAAAUAUUGAAACAAUAACACGUACGAUAAAAAUAAAUCCCAAUAAAUGUAAUACGGAAACAAUUAUGACAAUCGAUUCACGGUGACGCAAAAAACUAAACAGAAAAAUCCAAAACACACUUCGCACUACAGUUCAUGGGCAAGCACGUUGGUGGGAAAUCGGGAAGGUACUGUAUACGUUGUAAAAUAAUUUAGUUUGUAUACUCAAAGCAACGAUAAAUCAUUGCAAUUAAAAUCCGAUUAUCGGUAAACUGGUAAGGUUUUGUAUAGUAGUAGUAGUUCUUUUUUUUUUUUUUUGCUCUUGCAGCACGGUAACGAAACAAUUAUUAUAAACUAUAUGCUGCUAUAACGCGAGCGUACUUUCGAGUAUUCAUAAUUUUAAAAAUGUACUAUCGUUGUUACGUCUAGGUAUUAUACGGCGCAAUAAAUAACUAUUGGAUACGUGUACACUGUAUAUACUCGCCGGGCGUAGAUGCGGAAAAUCGGCAAGUCAAUGCGGUACAGAAAGCGUAGAGAACGCGACUAAUUAUGGGAGUGUAAUUGCGUAAAUAUAUAUACCAACCUAUACGGCUACACGAGCUGAGGACGGGAAUCGAGAAUCAUUACUAUAAAUUAUUAUCUGCGGGGAGUCGGUAUUUGGUAAUCAAGGCUAGAGAAAGACGUGAAAAAAAAAAAUGACUACGGUUUCCUUAUGUGUGCAGAAAGUGAAGGACGAUCGAAAGGGACGUGACAAAUGAGUGUAUAGUGUGCAGCAGCAGGGUAUAGGUAAUCGAGAAUGAGAGUCGAGAAAGACGACGAUGAGUGGGGGGGAGGGGAAAGAGGGUUCUCUUCUCUUAUAUACAAUAUUGUGAACGAAAAAGGGAUGUGGCAAAUGUCACGAUCGUUUUCCAAGAUAUAUACGAGUAUACAUAUAAUAAUAAUAAUUUUAAAAUUAUAAACAAUUCUGAUGGCAACUUUCGGAGGGGUAACGUAUUAAACGGAAUAAACUGUAAAAGUUCAACGGGUGAUCGAUGCCCUAUAGUAGAAUAUAAUAGAUAAUAAAUAAUAAAUCGUUUCGCAAUCUAUACAGGAUUUAUUUAUAAUGUAAGCAUAAGUACGCCGAAUAAAUUAUACGCUGUUAAGUGGAUGUCAGCGAGAGAGCGUUUUUGAACGUAAAAAACUUGUGUCGAAAAAUCGUUUUAUCUCGCGAAAUUAAUGCACAUGAUUUAGCGAGGAAACGGCUUGUGACGAAAACUAAAGAACGCGACUUUAUCUAUACGGAACGACAUAAUAAAUAUAUCCAUUAAAAAAAAAAAUACAAUAUUUAUAAAACAAAAAAUACGACUUAUUUUUAAUUGGAAAAAAAUUCAUUUUUUUAGAUUCGAAACGUAUCGAGAGAUCUAUUUGAUUUUACUUUGAUAUGAGGUAUUUUUUUUUUUUUUUUUUGUAUGAAUCUAUGAACGACUAUUCUAUCGGAAACCUUGCUCCGGUGCAUCAUGUGUAACGUCUUUUCUGAAUGGAAAUUUUAUCCGGUUGGUGUAUUAAAGAGUUAAAUUUUGAUUUCCGAAAGGAUUUUUAAAAUAAUCGGGAAAACCAGAAAAAAUUAUCGAAAAACCGGCAAAUAUUUACGGCGUACCUCGGCGUCACUAAUUUCGUUAUUUUUAAUUGUUGCCAAUUAUAUUUUCUACCAGAAAUAUUGCUCCAAUAAAAAAAAACCGACAAGAGAACUUUUCUUAUUGAUUUUUAUACCUAAAUGCUUACAAAGCAAGUCGUUUUUUUUUAGAUUUUCCAAGUAGUUUUCAUUAUAAUUGAGAAAACAAGGAACAAAAAAACUAAACUGAUAAAUUUAUGAUUAUAUGCAUUAUUAUUCCUUUAUUUUAAAUGUUAACGGUUUAUGUUUUCUACCAGGAAUUGCUCUAAUAAAAAAAAAAAAAAAAACAAAGAGCUACCCUUUUUGUUGAGUUUUCAAUAUGUAGUUGGUAAAUAAGAAAAUAUUUUUUUUUUUUUUAAUUUUUAGUGUAGUUUUUUUUAUAAUUGAGUAAAACCGAAAAAAACUUAGAAAGAACAGGAAAAUUACGAAAAUAAUGCUUUUAUUAUUUUCAAUUUAGUUUUUUUGAUGUAAUUCAGUUAAAAAUAUUCGUAGAGACUUGACAUUUUUACAGGAAAUUAUUAUUUAUCUUUUCUAUGUGUGGUGAACUUUUGAAAACAUUUGAGCAAUUUUAAAAAUAUUUAUAUACAUUUAAAUUUUUUCGUUUUUUACGUUAUUUUUAUUUGGUAGGUAGGUACAAUUUCCAAACUAAACAGAAAUAUUUGAAAAUUUGACAGGAUGUUCAUUAUAAGUCGUCCUUACCCACAAAACAUUUUUUAAUGAAACUCAUUGAAGAAAUAUUUGUUUUUCAUUUAACUGAUAGUAUUUAAAUUAAACAUUUUUAAUAUAUUUAAUAAAUAUAUAUGCGAGUAGUAUAUCAUGUAUAUUUUAGAUUAGUUUUACAAUACUGUUUAUUUUUUUAUUUUUUCUUUGUUCUAGUCUAUGAACACGUUUUAUUCUACUAAACUUGCUCCGAUUUUUACGUGUAGCAACUUUUCUUAAAGCUUGAGUUGUCUAUAUUGUUUAAAGAAGUUUUAUUUUGAUUUUUGACGCUAUUUUUUAAAAAUAAUCACUGAAGUGGGAAAAAAACAUAAGAAAACGUACAAUUUAUUAUUGCUUACAAAUAUAAAUGAAAUAACCUUAUGUAUCCUACCUUUCCAAUUCCUCACCUAAAACAGUGACUGUGCCCGUCCCAAAUAUUUAAAAAAGUUUAAAUAUUUAAUAAAUAUAUAUUUUAAAAAAUAUAUAAAUAUCUAAUUAAUAUUUUAAAUCGAAUAUUUGAAAAAAUUAAUAAAUGUAGUUAAUGUUAAAUAAUUUUUUGAUAUUAAUAAUUUGAUAAUAAUUAAACAUUAAAAAUUAUAUUUUUUUCAAACAUCUCUUUAUAUACCUGUAUGUUAUUUAUUUUACAUAAAAUAUUCAUAAUCAACAUAAACUUUUCCAAACAUGUAUAACCGAACUUCGCUCCGAAUCAUUUUUCGUUAGCGAUGGUUUAUUGUUCCUUACAAAUAUAAUUUAAACAACUUUAUACUCGUAUAUCCAACCUUCCCAACUUCCCACCUACAACAGUGGUACACCCAUCCCCAGUUUCGAAUAUUUUUAAUCUUGGACAUCUAUACCAUCUCAUGCGAACAAAUAUUGAAUACUAAUAUAUUUCAUACGCCCUGUAGAUAAUAAUAUAUAUUACAGUUGCAUUUUAUAGGUAUACUUGAACAUCUAUUUUUGUUCGGUAUGCAUUCGGUUAAAUAUGCAUAUUGAAACAAUAUAGACGAACCACAUUUAUAGUAAUUCGUUAAAGGCUUGUAUACUCGUACCUAUAUAUAUUGUUAAUAAACAAAAUAAUUAUUCCGCGAGUUAAAUUCUGUCGGAUUCACAUUACUCACGCCACGCGGUAUUGUUCAAAGUUGUCACGGGGUAAACAUAAUAAAUUAUUAACUAUUUGAACAAACCUUCACAAUUUCACCCAAUAUAAUAUAUGUAUAUAGGGCAUUCGAUAAAAUAAGUUUACUAUAUCUAUUACAAUAUUGCUGCUUAUUAAAUGUAAUCACUGCAGCAGUCUAACCAAAAUGAUUUAUUAUGCGAUGUCUACACUUCAUUUAGAAUAUUUUAAAAUUAAAUAGGGUUGUUUUUUUUUUUUUUUAACAAAACAGAGAUUCGUCAAUCGGUUGGAUAAAAUAUCUUGCUUGGUUUUUAUUUCAUAAUUAAAAUAUAAAGUUUCCAUUGACAAACUCGUCCUACUCUUUUGUCGAUAAACCUAUACUUGAAAGAACAAUAUAAGUACCUACCCUAUACUAAAGACGGGGACAAAGUGGAACUAAAAAAGGUCACCGGGAUUUAGAUCUAAAGUGACCAUAUAAGUUUAUACACAAAAAAACGUAGAUUCUCCGAUUAAUCUUUGAACUUCUUAAAAUUUAGAAGGAUACUAAAUGGACUAUACGCUUUGAAGAAAUAUUGAAGCGGUUUUCUUAACUAGAAAUAACUGUGUCAGUUGUAAAUUCAAACAAUCCUAAAUACAUUUUUCCAGGAAAAACUGUUUCAAAUUUAAUCAACUUUUUUAACAAUGAUCCUGCUGUAAAUCACGUCGAUGAAUUAAAUACCAAAGAAGAAGACAUUUCUUCUAAAGUACCAGAUUUCCCCGCAAUUGUCGACACAGAUUAUUCCACAGACACAGACUAUAAUGUUUACAUCAUGGCUACAUGGCCAAAUUAGGCACUGGCCCGUUGGGAAAUUUCCUGGCAUCCCGGCAGCCCAGUCCGCCCCUGACUAAAAAUAAUUAAUUUUUUUUUUUCUAACUUUAUCGUUUAAUAUAUUAUAACGAUAAACAUUUAAAUAACAUAUUAUUAUUAUUAUUAUUAUUAUUAUUAUUUUUAACUCAACGGGUAAAAAGAUCUGACACUGCUAAUGGAUGUGCCUCUGUUGUAGGUGGGAAAUUGGGAAGAUAGGAUACUGGAAUACAUAGAGUAAUUUAUUUUAUAUAGAUACUCAACGAUAAAUCAUUGUUAACCAAAAACGAUUCUCAGCGAUGUUCAAUUAACCACACAUUUUAAAAUGCUUAGAUUUUUUCCAAAUUUUCUUUUAAAUUUACUUAUGUGCUUCGUAUAAAAUUUGUAAGCAUUUUUUCUGGACCAAAAUAAUUUUUUCUAUUUGACUAUAAAUAGCUAAAAUAAAUUCCAAAACGUUUUGAAUAUCACGUCUAGAAAGGACUAAUAUUAUUAUUUAUUUAUUUAUUUAUUUAUUUAUUUAUUAAUACGGACAAAAGUCCAAUUCACAAUAUAUUUGUAUAGAUAACAAUAAAAUAUAACUUAUAUAAAUUAUAAAUUUAUAUAAUUUAAAAUAAUAAAAUAUAACAUAAUAAAAAAUGAAAAGAUUAAUAUAUCAAACAAUAUAAAACAAACAAUUUAUUCGGUGAAAAUUCAGUUUCUACGAUGAUGAUUAACUAAAUAAUAACAAAAACCCAAAAUCGAAAAUAUCAAAAACCGCUAUUGCCUAAAUAUUCUCGUUUUUCCCCGGUUUUUCUGCUUUCAACUUGGGAGAACGCGAAGAGAAGGGUACUUCGUCUAAUUUUCCAUAAAUCGUAACGUUCCUCUACUAUUUGUUACCAAAAAAGGCCACCAAAAACUUUCCCUAAAUUUAAUGACUGAAGCAAGAUAUCUCCCAAAAGAGUUGUAUUUACAAAUAGAAAAAAAAAAGGGUAAACCAGAGGUAGUAAAUCGAAUGCAUUAAAGUUUGUAAAGUUGCAAAACAAUAAAUAACUGCCAUAUUAAUUUGCGAGAAAAUGACGAAGAUUCGUCCUUGGGAGACAGCACUACCGACUACCGCUCCUCCUCUUCAUGCUUGGUUAACGAUAAAACUAAAAUUUUAACUAAAAAUGUUUUUAGUGAUUCUGAUAUUAGUAUUUUAAUGAAAUUAGCCAAUGUUUACAAUAUUAAAUCGCGCUUCUUAUAUUGUUAUUUGUAUAAUAUUGACGUUGAAAUAUGGGGGUUGUAAUGAGGUUGUGGAAUUAAAAGAUUAAUUGAAAAAGCCGCAGUUUACUACGUCGGGUAACCUACUUUAAUUCGACGAGGAACUUUUAACUUUAUUAAAAACCGUAAUUUUUAACUUUAAUAUUAUAAUAGUUACCGAAAGACAUAAUAUUAAAACCGUAAUUAGAAUAAAAAUUAACGUAUACGUUUUAAUUAAUGAGAAAAUAUUUUAUCAUAAUGGGGUGGUAGUUACACUCGAUGUCUAAAAAGUUAUACGAUUUUCUUGUAGGUACAUCCCACAGCCUGCUGGCAACCAUUGUAUUUAAUUUAUAUUUUGAGGAAAUAUUUCGUGUACUGAACUUUAUUUUUUUUUAUUACUAUUAUUUUAUAUAUAAUAGAUGUACGCGUACGUGUUUAUAAUUUUAAAUUAAAAACUUUUAUUUUUUUUUUUUGGUCGUUCGAAAAACUCGAAGCCACGAAUAUUGUUUAAAAACUUAAAACUUUAUAGUUGUAUAUAGAUUUGUAGUUUUGCACAAUGUUUACGAAAAUACGGUUCCCUGCGAUUUUAAGGCAUAUUUCAUCGUUCACAGAUUAUUUUAACAUCGAUUCGGUGUUGUACAUAUACAAAAUAGAUUUAUAAUAGAUAAAUUUAAAAAUAUUAAAAAUAAUUACUAGAAUAAAAUUAUCUACAUCAAGAUAAAAGAUGCAUAGACAUUAUCUAUUGAUCAAAAAAAAAUAAUCGGGAUUUAUUUUUAUCCAAAAUUAAAAAUAUGUACAAUCAUAACAAUUAAAAUCUGAAACUAAAAAAGACGGGAAUUACUCCCCACGUGGGAGCAUCCAUUGUUGUAGGUGAGAAGUUGGGAAGGAUACUACCUUCCCAACAGGUAAGGGGAAAUUUAAUGUAGGCAUACCUGUAAGCAACGAUAAAUCAUUGCUAACGAAAGAACGAUUCUGAGCGGAGUUCAGUUAAUAGUGUAGUUAUGAUAUUUACCAUAAUAUGGUAAAAUAAUUAGACAGGUAUUAUAUAUUUUCUUUUAUAAUAUUUAUAUCUAUUUUCCCGUUUUUCCUACGGUUUUCCCAUGUUUUUCUCGGAUUUUCCCAUUUAUUGGGAAUACUAGUGAGAAAAUCAAAAAAAUGGCCUCUUUAAAGAAGCUCCCCGGUCAGAUUUCUUUUUAGAAAAAUUACUGCUAGAAAAGUUGUCCACAGAAAAAAAAAUUCGUAAUAUUUUACUAAUAUAUUUCGUAAAUUUUCCCGCUUUUCCUCUGUUUUUUUUUUCGGUUUUUCACAUUUAAUAAAAAACUCCUCGAGAAUAUUGAAAAAUAACCUCUCAAAGUACUUCCCCAGUCAGACUUACAUUUAAAAAAAUUACUAUCAUUUUAUAUCGGAGCAAAAUUGCUGCUAGAAAUUUGGCACAGAUAAAAAAAAAAUGAACAUCUUUGUAAAACCAUAAAUUUCUUCGCUCCACUCAGAAGCUAAAAAUAUUGUACCGGAUUCGGUACACAUCUAGAUGCCAUAAUGAUCGUAUGAUCGAAGUAACUUAAUAGUUUAUUUACCAAAUCGUUUUUAUUAUAUAUUAAUACAAUUUAAAACGGGCACCUAUAAUUUCUAAUUAACUUGUAAAAUUUAAAAAUAUUUAUCUAUACAUCAUCAUAUAUCUAUAAAUAGAACAAUUUAUCUAGAUGAUUUUUUUUUUUUUAAUUUGCGUUGAUUUCUAAUACAGAUUGCUAUUAUUUGUCUUGAAUUAUUUUGUUUCUUAUUUAUCUAGCUAAGAUAAAAGAUAAAAAUAUACCUGUGUCUAGAUAAAACAACAAUGUAAUAAUAUUAGUAUUGUAAAAUUAAAGGCCUGCAGCGACUAUCGCGGAGACUUCUGAAAUGUAUUUUAUUUUAGUUUUUAUAUUCUGUCUAUUUGAUUGUACUUGCCCUGUGUGUGCUGCAGUAGAGAUUUUAUAGAUGCCUAUAUAAACCUAUCCUAGCUACCUAUCGACCAGGUAUGCGAUAAACCAACGCGGUUUUAUCGCGUGAUUUUUGUGAUACGUAUUUAUUUUUGUAAUAAAAAAAAUCUCGGAACGGCGUAACAGAGUUAAAAAACUAAAAAAAAGUUUCGUUGAAUUCCGCCAUAAUAUAUAGGUGCUAUACCUAGUCACUUUGGUAAAUUGAAACCUACAUGCACGAAAUCGCUUUUUGGUUACAACCAACAUUUUAUACUAUUAAAUUACACGUGCAAAAAAAUGUAGGUACAUGUAGCUGUAAGCGGAAAAACUGCAAACCUGCAGACACCCUAUAUACUUGUUCAGGUUUUUUUUUUUUUUUUUUUAAAUGUAUUUUUAUGUUGUUACUAUAAUAACACGAAUUUCGAGGCGUAGGCGUACCUACGUUUGUACACACUGUGUAUACAGUGUAAUAUAUACAAAUAGAAUACACACUCGGAAAAAACGCCAUUCGAUUUAUUACAAUUUCAAUAGGAUUUUUACAGACAUUUUUUUCUUAUUAUACCGUUAAGUACAACUUAUGACGGACUUGUUGUGUUCAAUUUUCGAGCAUUUUUUACCGGACAAAACAAUUUUUAUGUUUACAUAAAUCGGAAAAUACAACGCUGAAUAAAUGCCGUGGUUUUGACUGUUUUCAUCGAAAUAUGAGCGUUAAACUCCUUAAAAAAAUAAUCACAAGUUUGGAUUCUCGAUACCUAUGUUAAGAGAAGCUGAACGAAAUGUAUCGAUACUAAACCAAAUAAAAACUAAAAAAACACGAAAACUUCUAAUAGCAAAAAAAAAAUAGCUCAAAAAUCACCAUAUUGUUUUAAAAAUUUGACCGCGUCUUGAGACGGGACUAACAUAAGUAUUCGGAGGACAUGAUUUUUAAUUGAAUUACAAAAAAAAAAAAUAACAAAAUCCCUUAUUAUGUAAAUUUUCCCGUUUGGCAUAAAUGCAAUUUAUUAACUCCACAACUCGUUUUUCGAUUUUUUUUUUUUUUUUAUUUGUUUUCUUUCAAAAUGUGUAUUUUAAAACACCGAACAAAAAAGCUUGAAAAAGUCGUCGUUCUUUUUUUUAUUUUUUAAGUCACCAAUAAGCAUUUUAAAUUUCGUGAGUAUAACGAAUGGUCAUCAUUACACCCGUGAAAACAGUAUAUUUUUUCCGACAACUACCCGACGCGGUUUUUCGCGAUAUUAAAAAUGGAAUUUAUUUUCGAUUAAAAGUUCGACACGAGCCCACAGCUCCUUGCUACAGUAUCAGGUCGAAAAUUUAGGUUAGGUCAGCUUACCCCCGAUCCCUCCUCCCUCCUCCCUCGUAAAGGGAUCGAAGAAGGCCACGCAGUGGCACUCGAGUGGGCGAGCGAAGCCGGUAGGCGUAAUGAGUCGUCCCGCGCUUCCGCAGUAUUGUUUAUUCCACGUAUUCGUAUUUAUGUAGUGGCAUUCAAAUCGUUAAAACUUCUAAAAUUAAUGGUUCCCGAAACAUGUCGAUUGCGCCAUCGUAUUCGCCAUUAAACCGUCCCCCCCCCCGUCUUUUUCAAAAAAAGUUUAGUUUUAUUUUUUUUUUUUUUAAUUAUUGAAGUUUUUGAAAUUUUGGAACGAAACUACUUUACCGGGCGACCUUAUUUUUUCAACUUUAUUAUAAUUUUAUAUUUGUUCAAAAGGGAUGUUUAAAGGUCCUUUUUUUCAGAGGUCGCGGACGGUUUUCGUUCAAGAGUUUGAAGUUUUUGUCGGGUAGAUAUAACACAACGAAAAUUUAAAAACGCGAGACCGAGAAUUCCGGUGAUCUCCGUGAGCGCGCGAGCUCAUGUCUGACUCGUAAAACCAUAAAAACAAAAACAUCGAAAGUUGACCGCGAUUUGUUAUGCAAAACCACGGUCGGGUAUGUAACGCGCAAUGGAAAAAAAAACCGAUAAAACUAAAAAAUCGAUUUAAAUAAGUCUCGGGGUGAAAACAAAAUUUUUAACACGAGUUAAUCUGACAAAAAAAAAAACGUGCAAACACUUUUUAGAGCUUGUAUUAAACCAUUCACCGUAGUUACAAUAUAAAACGCAUUAUCCAUUGCGCCACAUUCAAACACACAAGGACAAGGAGAUUAGCGAAAAUAGCUAUUUAAACUAAGAGUUCCCGCAAAUUUCUGAUUACAGCAUCGAUGUCAGCGUACAGAAAUACAUUCGUUUGCAAAAUAAACAAAUAUGCCCGGUAAAGUAGUUUUAAAGUAUCGGAAAAUUUGAAACCUAGGACAUAAUAUAUGUAUAUAAUACCUGUAUAUUAGUUCAGGGCCGGGCUUUGACUGGUUAAUAAGUUAAAAGUUAAGUUGAUUUAAACUUGUUAACUUAACUCACUAUAGUUUUGCUAAUUGGCUUCACUUUCACUUGGGUACUAUCUAUCUGUUGUUAAAAUUUAACGGAUAAUUUGAAUAAAAUUAUAUAACUAUAGGUAGUUUAUUGUAUUUCUUUGUUUAAAUUAUUUAUUUUGUAAAUUAAUAAAUUGUUAAAAUGUUAAUUAAUACAGUAACCAGUUUUAAACUCAAAUUUAAAUUUAAAUGAUCCUUGGGUCUGAACUAUGAUUAAAUGCUACAACUCGACAGGUUUUGAAAUACAUCCCCAUUGAUUACGUUUUAUAAUAUUUUUAUUCAUAAGGUUUAUUUCAUAAGGUAUUUUAAUUUUUAUACCUGACCUAUUAAAUUUUUUGUUUUAACUAACUUAUUAAUUGUUAAGUUAAUGAUACAUAGUUCAACUUGAUUUGUAAUUUAAUCGGCGUAUUCAAAAUAUCCAUUGAUAUAAUUUUCAAUUUAAUCGAUAAAAAAUAUUUAACUCAACCGAGUUAAAAAAUAUCAAUAACUCGCCUGUAGCCUUGUAACUAGGUAAUUUAAACACGGAAUACAACGAUAAAUCAUUGCGACGAAAGAGAUUCUGAGCGGAACUAUGCUGAAAAUUUGUGUUUUACACAAACAAUCGUCUGUCGCAAAAUAAUCCCUACACAAUAUUGAAUACACGCGUCGAACCGAACUCGCUUCAGAGUCGUUUUCCGUUUGUUGCGUUGAUUUAUCGUUUCGCGCGCGUAUGGACAUAAAUUCGUCGGCUUUUUAAAACCGUUCGCCACUAAGGGUUCGUCCCGAUAAUCGCCGAUAAUUCUGUAGCGCGCCCCACCAACCCACCACGGCCCUCUUUAUUCGCCAGUCGCCUACAGGUAUCCAUUUUGUCGCGGCAAAAAAUAUUGGUAAUCCAUUGUCAUGCCGCCGCGGCGCCGACGUUGUAGUUCCCGGUUUCGCAAAAAAUCCGCAGAAUUUAUUAUGAGCCGGGGUUCGCUCUUCGCAAUCGUGACGUUGUCUCCCCGUCGCCGCCGCCGCCGUCCCAAAAAAGCCGCGAAUAAUAAUUUUUAUUCGACCGUUCAGGCGUACGCAAAAGGAAGUUAACGUCCAGGAAAAAAAUAAACUAAAAAAAAAAAUAAAAAAAGCGCCGCGUUUGUUAGAAUGUAAUUCAAAACGGUUACACACACCUCGCGGACCGAACACCAACAAUAUCGAUGACAACGCUCACUCGACCGAACUCGGCUCUGAAAAAAAUCCAAUUAACAGAGGCUCUGUGUAAAAAUUUUAUUUUAAUAACGGCCCGAAUCGGUUCUUCAAUCGAUUUGUCGUCAUUUCCACGUUCGUUAUAGGGGUUUUUUUUUUCGUUUUUUUAUACUGUCGUUCAAGUAGGUCGCAGCGAGUAAUUAUUAUUGUAAGACUCGCCGCGCAGCGGAUGUUUACGAGGGGAAAAAACCGACGUAGUUUUAGUUUUUUACGUCUCGGCGAUUUUUUUUUUUUUUUUCAAAACAGUACACCCAAGUGUUUCCAUAGGCUGUACGUUGCACGCUUCGUAUACACGGUUAUUUUUCAACGAAGAUUUCGACAUAAAUAUAUAUAUUUUUUUUUUUUUUCGAAUUUUCGAAUAUAUUUGUCUGAAAAUGUCGAAUUUCGAAUCGAUGUUUGACGACAUUGUACACAACGUAUUAUCAUAUUAUCACGCUAAAUAAAAUAUCGAAAUUCUUGCCGAGACGAAAAGUGCACCUUAUAAUAUUAUUGGUACAUCGCGUGGUCGGUGUUUUUAUAAACGAACGGGUUUUUCGAAAAAUAAUACCUGAUUAAAAUAUAAUCACUUAAUAAAUGAAUAAUUUAUUAAUUAAACGAAUUUAAUUAAUUUAAUGGACUAACAGUACCGGUGCCCGAAUCGGAGAACAGAAUCCGCUUUCUAAAUCAAUCGAUAAAAUAUGUGUACCGCAAAAACGGUACGUUAAAACCUGCACAGCUGUACUGCUGUAUAAUUUCCACGGCACAAGAGUCAAUUAUUGUUAUUGUCAUCCGAAAUCGACGAAAAAAAAAGUCGAAUAACUUCGUUACGUUCGUACCGGGUAAGUAGGUAUAUACUCAUUGUCUCGGAAAGUAUUAUGUUUUUUCCGGAAUUUUUUUGUAGGAAAUUUAAGAAACAAGCUGCUUUACGAUUUUAUUUUCGUGUCACCUUUUGUCACCCUUAUAUUCGAGGACAAAACCCACUACCUACUUUUGAUUUUCAAAUAGCAACCAAUAUUCGUGAUACCUUAAAUAAAAAAGAUUUAAGGCUAAUAUACUUGGCACCGAUAAAACCAAUUAUUGCUUACGGAAUAACAGGCUGGGGAGCAUAUUAUAAUAACGAUCUCUAUCGAUUGCAAACUAGUCAAAAUACUCAAAUUAGGAUCGCCUCAAAAACAGAUAAAAAAUACUAUACGAAACAAAUAUAUGAAGAUUUUAACGUACUAAAUAUCAAAAAUUUAUAUUCGAAAUCAGCAGUCCUUUUUUUAAAAAAAAAAAAUAAUAAUAAUGUCCCAUCACCCCUGUGUCAUGGUAUAGGUACCGGGUUCGCUAAAAAUAACUUUACAAUACACUGGCCUCAUAAAACGGGCGCACGAAAACAAUAUGAAUUUGUCGGUACAAAAAUUCUAAACUUUAUACCAAAACACCUACACACAUCACCACUACAUAGAUUCAAAAAAGACAUUACGUCUUAUGGCUUCUUUAUAAAUUUCACACUGAUUUAUUAUUAUAAAAAUACCUAUACUGUUGUGUUGUGACCAUUUGUAUGUAUAUUUUUUUUUACUAACGAUUUAUAUCUUUAUAGACUUUGCCGUUUUUCAAAUUUAUACAUAAUGAUUUUUUACGUUUAAUUUAAUGUUUCCGCUAGAUACACAGUUUUCUUUAUGUUAUAUAAUUAAUAAUUCUCAAAGCGCUAUGCGUAUAUUGCCGUUUUAAUAAUUAAACGCAUGUUAAUAUAAUAACACCUGGGCCUCCGCACGAGAAUACUCAGUGAGGCCCAGCAUUCUUUUUUUGAGAAAUAAACGAACAAUAAUAAUAAUAAUAUGAAAAUGUCCAUAAAAAGAGUAUCAGUUAAAAUACAUUUUAAGUAUUGCAAUUUUUGAUUUCCGUUAACCCCCGUUGACAAGAUAUUCCACUUUUAAGUUUGGGUCGGAGGUUUACUGCUCUUGGACGCUCCGUCGGCGCGCAAUUCAAACGGAGUCUUGGAGCUUUUCGAACACGCCCAUUAUGUUUUCAUUGCCGAAUAGUUUGACGUCCGUCCGUAUUAUGACACGGCAAACGACGGCAACGGGGAAGCGGGAGGUGCGCCCUUUUAGUCCCCCCCCCCCUCCGGAUACGCCAUUGGCCGGGGAAGCCGAUCGCCAAUUCGCGCGGUCAUAAUCAGAAGAAUAAAAAAAACGAACGACAUCGUAUUAUACUUUGACAUUAUUUUUCUCUUGAGUAAUCUACUGACGCGAUUUUGGAUUUGAUUCCGCAGAAAAAAAAAAAAAAAAAAUUUUAUUUUGCAAACUCCGUUUCCCAUACCGUAUCGUACCGUCCACCGCGUUUUUCGCUCGAACAUUUCUUUCCUCUGCAAACACAAAACCGUUAGAUCGUUACGUCGAUACGGUACAAUGCGAACAAUGCCGUUCGGAUUUAACACGCGACACGAGGUCUUCCGUUCCUUCGAGACACGAGCCUGAAAAAACAUAUCAGUUUCUGUUUCUGUGUCCCGUAUCGCUAUUGUAUUUAUUUUUCUUGAAACUUUGCAGCUGACAUUCGAAGAGUUCCGAAUGGGCACGCUGUACCUGGGCGAGUGCGUCGGCGGCGAGAUGCAAAUACUCGAGCUCGGCCGGCCGUACGUGGGCGGCUCGUGGUGCGGUUUCGGGCCGACGGAGGGCAGCGCGCCGGCCGUGUACUACAGCGAGGCGGGCACCGUCACGUUGACGCUGCGGGUGCCGUACAACGGGCUGUACACCACGCCGUUCACAUUCGAUCUGCGGUUCAAAUUCCUGGACAACCGGCACGCGUCCGUCAGGCUCGGCACGGCCGCGGAUCCCAAGGACCGCGGCGAGCUGGUGCCCGGCACCCACUGCAGCCGUAACUUCUACGAGUGCUACAGGAAGCGGUGUUCACUACAGUCGCCCAACUACCCGGGCAUAUACCCGAGGAACGUGACGUGCCGGUACACCGUACGGCAGCAGGUGGUGCCCAAGUGCAAAUACGCGAUGGUGUCGCUGAGCCAAAGGCGGGGCGCGCUGCUGCAGCAGUCCAGGUCCAGACCGGCGCCCAAGACAAACGGGACGGACAUCAUCCGUGUCAACGAUAUGUGCAGCGAGAACGAGGACAGGCUGGUAUUUCACGACGGGUCGUCCGAGGACGCUCCGGUGCUGUUACGGUUCUGUGGCGGUCCCGUGCUGCCCCGGGUAGUGGCCAGCGGCCCGCAAAUGUUGAUCGUGUUCAAAUCGUGGGAGCACAACUCGCCGGCCACGUUCUCGUCGCCGAUGCCCGUGUCACGGCUCCGGAGUUUCGAGCUCAACCUGCAGAUAGCGUUCGUCGACUCGGAUUCGCUGGAUUACGUCAAGGGGCCGGUGUGCGAGUUCAUCAUAAACUCGUCACUCUCUUCCAAGUCCAGGCGGGGCGUGCUGGUAAACCCGCAGCACUCGGUGCCGCCGAACAGCACGUGUACGUACAAGUUCCAAGGACAGCUGGACGACAGGGUGUGGAUGUACUUCGAGAGCUACGGUCACCGGAGCACCAGUAACUUCUUAACGUUCAAACCGUGUCCGACCAGGCUUCGAAUAUGGGACGGCGCCGGCACACUAUUGGGCGACCACUGCGACACGCCCAGGCUGUGCGAGCACAUCACCACGCCGUCCAACAUUACUGGCCAGAAGCGACCGUGCACACUGGACGAGAGCUACCUGUCCAAGACGCCUAGCGUCAUAUUGCAAGUACACUCCGUGCUGGGCACCGUUCUGGAGCCGUUCGGCUUCAAAUUGCAUUACGAGUUCGUGGACAGCAGCGUGUACGAUCACGGCGAAAGCGACGACAGGACGUGCGUGAUCGACUACAAGGUGAGCAAAUCGAUAGACAUUACGGAACCGAGAAACGUUUUCCUGUACGGCCGGGGCGGAGCCAAGAGCCUGGACUGUCUGUACCGUUUGCAGGCCGAACCGGGGUACCGGAUGCAAGUCGUGAUGCGGAACGCGUCUUUCGGGUGGCGGGAAUGCGGGACCAUGACCAAGACGGCGACCGGUAAGUACUCGUGUCCGGACGACGACGGGCCUAAGCUGAUCGUCCGGGAGGUGUACUGGCGCACUGUAAAAAUCGAACGCGGGUGCUAUUGCCAGAACUUCACAGAGUCUGCGCUGAGUACGCAGCACGUGACGUUCGACCUGUCUUCUGAUAUCGUGGAGAUCCACUUCCGCAUACCCGGUUUCGACGUGACCGAGGACUUUACGAACACGUUCUUCAACGCGCACGUGCGCGUAGUCCGGUCCCCACCGUGCCCUAGAAAGCAAUGGGUCCGUGGUUCCGGUGGCGAGAUCGAGCUCGUGUAUCCGCUAGAAUCGCGAGACGACCUGCACUGCCACGACAAGCCGUGGCUGCUGGAAGCGCACCCGGGCCACAGUAUGUUCGUGCAGACCUGGGGCAACUUCCUGCCGGUCAACAUGUCCGUGGCCCCGUGCAAGACCCGCAACCGGAUCCUGCUGUACGCGCUCCAGCCGGUCCGGUUGAUAAAACACGUCUGCCCGACGGGCACCCGGGACAACCGGCGCAACAUAUACAUGUUCUCGGACGAGUGGUCCAACUUCGUGCCGGUCGACCGACAGGAUCCAAGUUUCAUGGUUGAGUUCUUGGCCCGGGAAACCGGUUCCAUGGCGUUUAAGUGGCUGGAAGUGUCCAAGCCCGCAGUCAAGCACGCGUCCUCAUCCACCUCACCGUCCAACAACAACCAGUCCGUCACCGGCAACCGGUUCGGUUGCACGUACGGGUGCCCCGAGCUCAACGCCUGUAUCAGCGCCACCCUGUGGUGUGAUGGCCACCGGAAUUGUCCGUCCGGCGUGGACGAAGCCGACCUAAACUGCCAGACCAAAUGGCCGUCGUUCAAAGUGCUCAGAUCAUACGGGCUGCCGGUGGUGGGCCUAGGCCUGGCCGGCGUGGUGUUCGCCUUGCUCGCGUGGAUUUACUGCCGCAGGGAACCGGAAUACAAGCACUACGACGAACCCGAACCGGCAACCGAUAAUACUCGGUCGUGUUCGACAAUCGCUUCUUGACAACAAUCCUCGGUCGAUACAGUUGACGUUAUCGACCGAGAGACUUGCGUUUAAAAAAAAAAAAAAAAACAGCCAUCUUGCUCAAGUUAUGAAACUGCGUUGUUUGUUUUCUAUAUUUUAAACGUGUAUUUGUCUCACGACAUUUCUGUCCAAACGUAGGUGCCUUAUAUAAUAUUAUAUGUUAUAAAAUUCUUGUUAUUUAAUGACGAGUAGAUAUAUUGAUUUAUCGAUUGAUAUGGUAAAAACACAGAUUUUAUACAUAGAUAUUGUACUAUAUUGUAUACCUUUACUUAUGUAAUGAUUCUUUACUUUUCUGUAACAAACACUUGAACAGGAAGAAAAUAUGUCUAAAUUAUUCACUAAAUCUAUAAAUAUAUUUGUAUAAAUUUACAACUCAAAAUAAUUUCCAAACAGGAUUUGAUACUGAUAUUUUCUUUCUAUGUCCAACACAUACUCAGCAUAGAAAUAUUUAGACAUAUAUUCCAGCGAUCAGUUUGAUCGACGCAUUAAAGCAAUAACUCUGAAAACAGAUUUUAAUUCAAUUAGAAGUUUAAGUGAAAUUGGUCAAAUUAUUACAUUUUACUAUUUACUAUCUAGUUUUCAAAAAUUUGAUUUGAACAUUUUAAAAAGUAUAGAAAAAAAAAACAAAACUAUAAUUAAAUUGAAAAAACUGGUUAAAAUGAUCUUCACGCUAAAUAAAUUGCUAUGCUGAGUAUGUAUUGGUAUGGUCUCGUUUGAAAAAUAAAAUUGUAAUUUAAACUACAGUUAUUAUUACUAAAAACAAUUAAAUUUUAAACAAUAAAGACCAUUAACAAUUUGUUAGAAUUGUAAACUUAUAAGGGUGAUUAACUUAAACUUACGAGUAAACUAGAUAAUUAAAUUUUCAAAAACGACAAACGAUAAUUAAAACCUAGUGGUGUAGAUAAGUAAAUUGUAGCAGUUAUGAAAUACAAUUACACAAUUUAAGUGUUGUUAAAACAAAUUUAAUAAUAUAAAAAAAAACAAUAAUAUUUUUAGAAAAUUUCAAACAAUUUGUCCCUUUAAAUCUAGAUCAAUUUUUAAAUAUUAUGUAUUAUUAUAUCUUAUGUAUUUAUGUGUAAUGGUUUAAAGCAAUUUCAAUGUCCAAAUAAGUGAUUUCAACACACCAUUUAGUUAAUUAAUAAAGAAUUAUUGAA